AUGCCUUUGACAGCCCACGAACGUUUCACUCGUGCUUCAGACUCCGUUAUAAAAUUUGAGGCAAACUUUAAUAAUAUACGCGAGGAGGAACAUGAAUUGAAGAUGUGUUGGGAAAAGGUGAAAAUUACUUUCGAUAAGUGUUUAGACGAUCUUGAAUCUUCUGAAGACGCUGAGCCAGAAGGUAUUCAAGUGGCUGAAAGUAAAUUCCAAAGUACCCUUACUGUUUAUGCGCGAUGUUCAAAGUCGAUAAAAAUUAAGAUUGAUGAAUUGGAAGCAAAGACUAAGCCUAAAGUUUCCCAUCAUCCAAACAAUGAUUCAAAUUUUGAUAAUUUUAAAUGGUCAAAUGAAUGUCGUGAAGCGUUUAACAAAUUGAAAAAGGAAAUCGCGAGCGAUCGAGUACUAAUGCCAUAUGACCCCGAGUUGCCACUUCAGCUGGCAUGUGAUGCUAGUCCAACUGGAAUAGCUGGUGUUCUUUCCCAUUUAGUGGAUGGAGAAGAGAGGCCAAUUGCAUUUGCCUCGCGAUCGCUUACAAGCGCAGAACAAAAUUAUUCGCAGUUGGAUAGAGAGGCUUUGGCUAUUUAUUACGCUGUUCAGUACUUCCACGAGUAUCUGUUUGGCAGACAAUUUAAUCUUAUUACGGAUAACCAACCGUUGAUGAGGAUAAUUCAUCAGAACAACAAACUACCACAAAUGACCUCAGCCACAUUACAAAGGUUAAGUUUCGGAAAAAUUCGAGAAGAGACACAAAAUGAUGAAAAACUUUUUAAAAUACUUUAUGAAUUGCGCCAUACGGCGGCGGCAGACUCUGAGUUCACCAUUGAUGGGAAUAUAUUAUUUAAAGGUCAACGCAUUAUGAUACCAUCCUCCUUACAAGAUACAGUUUUAAAAGAGCUUCACCACACCCACAUCGGGACCACGAAGAUGAAACAAUUGGCCAGACGUUACGUGUAUUGGAUGGGGAUCGAUAAAGAUAUCGAAAAAUUUGUACGAGCUUGUCCAGGUUGCGCCUCUAUCAAAAGUAGUUCAGUAAAAGCUCCACUUCACCCAUGGGAAGAGCCGGACAACAACUGGGAACGUAUACAUAUUGAUUAUGCGGGUCCCUAUCAAGGUCAGUACUUCUUAAUGGUAGUAGAUGCUAAAUCCAAAUGGAUAGAGGUAGGCAUAUGUACAGCAGCACCAACAUCAGCUUCAACAAUCGAAAUUCUUCUCAACAUCUUCACAAGAAACGGAUACCCCGACGUAAUGGUAUCCGACAAUGCCACAAUUUUCAAAAGUGAUACAUUUUCAUCGUUUUGUCAGGAUUGCGGUAUAUUCCAGAAGUUCAUAGCUCCUGGACACCCAGCCACAAAUGGCCUAGCUGAGAGGAACAUACAAACCCUCAAAAAUAAGUUAGCAGCUAUGUCCAGCGAGUCAUCGUCCACGCAGGAGAAAAUAAGAGAUAUUCUCUUAAAAUAUAGAACUACACCACUGAAGAACGGUAAAACGCCUUCAGAAUUGUUCUUAGGUCGACCAAUUCGAAGUCGCUUGGAUAUUUUGAAACCUCCAAAAAUACAAGGUAAUCAACAAGAUCACAUUCCAUCAAGACAAUUAAGAGUGGGGAAAAGAGUUCAAGCUCGGUAUUACACUCCCAACAAAUCGUUAUGGAAGCUGGGUAUAAUAGUUAGGAAAAUGGGCCGACUACAAUAUAUAGUUAAAUUGGAUGAUGGAUACGUAUUCAAGAGGCACAUAGACCAAUUAUUGUCAACCAAUAUUCAAGCUGAAACUUCAACUAAUGCUCACUCCUCGCCAGAACAACUGAUAUUCCAACAUGCGUCAAUCUACAAUCCUAAUCUUAAUAAUAAUUCCGAAGAUGGUCCAGUGGAAAAUUACUUCUUUUUCCAUAUUUUACGAUUCUAUUAA
Lucilia cuprina (Australian sheep blowfly) is the source of this 1899-nucleotide messenger RNA. RefSeq lists its product as uncharacterized. Gene Ontology annotation, biological process: DNA integration. Gene Ontology annotation, molecular function: nucleic acid binding. The transcript has 3 exons. Bases 1 to 1899 code for a protein of 632 amino acids. Lineage: Eukaryota; Metazoa; Arthropoda; Insecta; Diptera; Calliphoridae. The record is from RefSeq and is a predicted model, not a curated record.